Messenger RNA from Trematomus bernacchii (emerald rockcod), 3293 nucleotides. It is a transcript of the gene xpnpep3, whose product is annotated as X-prolyl aminopeptidase 3, mitochondrial. The record is from RefSeq and is a predicted model, not a curated record. The coding region runs from base 190 to 1704 and encodes 504 amino acids. Gene Ontology annotation, cellular component: mitochondrion. Gene Ontology annotation, molecular function: manganese ion binding; metalloaminopeptidase activity. The transcript has 12 exons. Lineage: Eukaryota; Metazoa; Chordata; Actinopteri; Perciformes; Nototheniidae.
GUCAACCGGCCUGGGAGGCAAAACUCAGGGCAGCAUUUCUCAAUCUACACACAUGAACGGGGUUAGCAUCAAGCUAACGAUGCUAACUGUCAACCUUAGGAGAUAUUUAACAGUUAUAUAAGAGGAUUUUUAACAAAGAGGUUAGCACACAUUGCUGUGACUGGUCGGUGUCCUCCAGUUGCAGCAGAAAUGUUGCCCUCGAACAGCUCCAUGGUGAGGUCUGCUGCCAGGCUGCUGAGAACCUGGAGGCCAGGAUGUGUCUGGUGUCCGUGCAGAAACAUUUCUCUGAAACCCGGAGGUUCGAGACCAAAGACUCUUCCACAGCGGUACCUGGGCCAGCCGAGCCCCUUCACUCAUCCACACCUCAUCAAACAUGGUGAGGUGACCCCGGGUUUGACCCAGACAGAGUUCGAGCUCCGCAGACUCAGGCUGGCCUCACUGAUCGAGGCGCAGGCCGACAGGCUAGGACCCUCCGCCUCCUCCAGCACCCAUGUUGUCGUCUUGUUGUCCCACCCGACCCGCUACAUGACUAACGACAUCCCUUACCCCUUCCACCAGAACCAGGAUUUCCUGUACCUCAGUGGCAUCCUGGAGCCGGACAGUGCCUUGGUUAUGUACGGGACAGGACGCCCGGACCAGGCCAUCCUGUUCGUCCCGCGCAGGGACCCGAGCAGAGAGCUGUGGGACGGCCCGCGGUCUGGGAAGGAUGGAGCGGCGGCUCUGACCGGCAUCGAGAGAGUUCACUGCACAGAAGAACUGGGUCUGGUUCUCAAGAGCCUUAAAGGCACUGUGCUGUGGUACGACAGCUCUCAGCCGGCCCACCCUCGGCUCCAUCAGGCUCACGUGGGCCCCCUGCUGGACGAGGGGCCGAUGCCUCACUCCCUCCGGCCCCUCGUCCACUCUCUGAGGGCCGUCAAGAGCUCCGCUGAGGUGGCACUAAUGCAAGAAGCAGGUCACAUCAGUGCACAGGCUUUUCGGAGAACGAUGGCCAUGUGUCGAGGAGACGUGGAUGAAGCUGUGAUCUUUGCUAAGUUUGAUUUCGAGAAUCGGAUCCAUGGCGCCAACUUCCUGGCCUACCCGCCUGUCGUUGCCGGGGGAAACCGAGCCAACACUCUGCACUACAUCAACAACAACCAGAUCAUCAAGGAUGGUGAGAUGGUGCUGCUCGAUGGAGGCUGUGAAUACUUUGGUUACGUCAGUGAUAUCACUCGGACAUGGCCAGUGAAUGGAAAGUUCAGCCCUGCGCAGGCGGAGCUGUACGAGGCGGUGCUGGAGGUACAGCUUUCCUGUCUGUCCAUGUGUUCGCCGGGCGUCAGUCUGGAUCACAUCUACAGCAGCAUGCUGGCUCUGCUGGGGCGACAGCUCAGGAGGCUCGGCGUCGUGAAGGCCAGCAGCAGUGAGGAUGAUGUACUGAAGGCUGCACGGCGGUACUGCCCCCACCACAUUGGACAUUACCUGGGGAUGGACGUCCACGACACUCCUGAGCUGUCCCGCUCACAACCUCUGCAGCCGGGGAUGGCCAUCACCAUAGAACCAGGGUUGUACAUAGCCGAGGACAACGACCAGGUGCCUAAGCGUUUCCGUGGAUUGGGCAUCAGGAUAGAGGACGACGUGGUGAUCCGAGACAAGGGAGGCGCUCUGAUUCUGUCCUCAGACGCACCAAAGACCAUCGCUGAUGUAGAGAAAGCCUGCGCCCAGAGAUAAAGGCAGGGAGAGACAGACAGGUGACAAAGUGAGACACUUCCUCUGUGAGCUGGGAGUUUCCAAACGUCUCCACCGUGAUGACAUCAUCCGGCUCAGGGCCCAGGUACAUGAAAGGUGGGAGCACAUUGCAAAGACUCUGGUUUUAGCCUCAGCAAGGCCUCCAAAAUACAGACAAUAUGAUGUGGAAGAUCAUAUAUGUUGACGUCUUUCUAACUGGAUCGUAUUUGUCUUCAACAGUGAGUGAUUAUGAAGAGGUAUAAAGGAUAAAGGGUGGGUUUAGUUGUGUGUAUGGAAUAGUUUGAAGUUGGUUUGCAUAGCGUACUGCUUAGCCAUAAUUGGUGUGAUACCUACAGUCGAUGACAAAGUUUAGAGAAAAAGACAGGAGUAAGGACACAGGAGCCACCUGAUUGAAAACUUGAUUAAAAACUAACUUAACUUAGCGAAAUACGAAAGCUGUUGGUCUAUUACUGCCUUGAUCAGUUUGUUUGGUUCGUUUUUGGUUAGUCGAACAAUGACACAAGUAAACAAACUUAACAAGGCGGUGGUAACUGAUCAGAUAAGAUAGAUAGAAGUCGAUAACCAUCUACUGUAGCUAAUACACUAUGACUAUGGAUAAGUUCUUCAUCCAAUCCCACUUCCAAAAAUCCUAAACUAUCAGGGGGUUAUGAUGUGGCUAUGGAGCCUACGCAUGUAUACUUCACCAUAACAGACGUAUUUCUUGUUCAAAUGUAAUUACAAAUCAGGGCUACGGCAGCUUAAGCAAAACCACCGUUCUUACAAAUGUGUAAUACGACCAUGUAGUGUUGUGAUGGUGCUAUCAGCUGGGAAAUGUCAUCCAGAGCUAGAAAUAAAGAAUCUAGGAACAACUGUUAACCACUUGCAUCAAGUUUAUGUUCAGCUGAAGACUCCGUGGUUAGAUCAAGCUACCAUGGACUCAUCUUCAUCCUUAAAACCCAUUUGCUCCUAACCAGUAUGGUUUUUAUUACCAGUAUUACCAUCAUCAUGGCACACAGGGAUAUAAUGAUGUUGUUGUGUAUCUCAAAAACCUUUUUAGGUACAAUGCUAUGUGACUUGUGUUGAAGGCAAUAGGGUAUAAUAAGUACAUUAUUAUGAUUAAUACCUCAAACUUCCACUUAAUGUCUUCUACUCAAACAGGGUGACACAACAGGAGAAAAAACCGAAUGGCAUACACAUCCACUGUGAAUGGGAAAAGGCUAAUACGACUAUUUUGAGCAGUUUUUUCAUGUGUGUACAGUACCUGCAUACACGUGUUCAUUUUGGGGUAAAAAGGAACUUCACACAAAUGAUUAUUUCCCAUUACAAAAUGUCAAAACACCAACCACCACUCCCUAGGCUGCAGACAGAUCAUAAAGUCUAUUAUGUUAAUGCACACAAGUGAGAAUUAAAAAUGAACCUGUCUUAAACAACUUCCCCUAAUGAACAUGAAAUUAUUGUAAUGGUGAGUCCAAUUAACUGAAAACAUUGUGUGUGUGUGUGUGUGUUGUGUGUCUUUUCAAGAGAGAGAAAAAUGUGAUAUAUUCUAAAGAAAUGUGUGUGUAUACGUAUUAAAAAGAUCUCGUCAAAUUGUU